This is a messenger RNA of Ruditapes philippinarum (Manila clam), 1219 nucleotides long. RefSeq lists its product as uncharacterized. NCBI's taxonomy places the organism in Eukaryota, Metazoa, Mollusca, Bivalvia, Venerida, Veneridae. The record is from RefSeq and is a predicted model, not a curated record. The transcript has 6 exons. Bases 150 to 863 code for a protein of 237 amino acids. Gene Ontology annotation, biological process: signal transduction.
UAUAUGAGUUCCAGCACUGCAGGGAUGAGGAGAUAUGCCAUGCAGCAAGAGGGACAUUCUGGGAACUUGAGAAUAUAUCCAAGUCAUCUAUAGGAUCCUCUGUGUCUUCAUCAUUAUCAGCAGAUAAGGAUCCAAGCCAGCCUCACAUUAUGAUAAGUUACCAGUGGGACUCCCAGGCAGUUAUGAUGAAGGUCAAGGACAGGUUAAGGCAGGCAGGAUAUAAAGUCUGGAUGGAUAUAGAACACAUGACUGGGUCAACUUUAGAAGCUAUGGCUCUAGCUGUCGAGAAAGCUGCAGUUGUUUUAGUGUGCAUGUCACAGAAAUACAAGGACAGCCCAAACUGUAGAACAGAAGCAGAGUAUGUUUAUAGAUUAAGAAAAGACUUUGUACCGUUGCGACUUCAGAGGGAAUAUAUACCGGAUGGUUGGCUAGGAAUCCUUGUUGGAACACGGUUAUACUUUGACAUAUAUUCCGAGGACCAGCUAGAUGUCCAGGUUCCAAGACUGGUAAAAGAGUUGCGUGAUAGAGGAAAAAUUAGUCCAACACUAGAUCAGCCUGAUCAUUCUAGAUUACCAAUAGUGCCACAAAGGAUGACAUCGAGGGAGGCUGUUCCGAUCCUUCACCACCCAGCAAGUCCUACUGUCUCGAGUUGGACUCCUAUUGAUGUUAAACAUUGGCUUACAUCUAUUGGUCUCUGUGACUUUGUACAGAAUUUUGACGAUAUUGAUGGCCUGCUAAUUCUGGAAUUACAGAAGAUUCAGGAGUCUGCACCGGAAUAUUUUCACACCAUUCUACGCAACGAUUUCAGCCUUACAGUAACAGAAGCCCUCAAAUUGUCCAGACAUCUCAGGCAGUUGUCUUAAUGUAUGUCUGGUGAUUUUGUGUACUUUAAUUUCAACAUAGGUUGUGUUAACAGAAAGGUCUAAUAUUACUAUAUUAGUAGCUCUUAGAAUGGCUUUAAAUUCUAUAAAGUAAUGAAAAGAACAAUGGAAAGAUAAAUAGGGUAAUCACUGUUUUAUCAGUUUGUGUGGAAAGUCAGUCUGUCACAUUUGCCGACCAUUUCUCAUGACACCUAACCUUCAUUUAUUGACUAAUACAGAUAUAAAAUAAAUGUGUUGAUAACUUUGAACAGUCAGUUGAACUCAAUGUUUUUGUUGGGUUUCACAUUGAUUGGACAAAGGUUGAAGAAUCUCAGACUAAAUAGAAUUUUUUUGAAAUU